UAUUUUCAUGGCUGCUUGGUUGUCAAGUACUUUUACUCAGUGUGUAUUAAGUGUGCAUACACCAUGAACAACUGAUUGUUCAUUCAUACCUAAUAUGUUUCUGUGUUACUGGAAUUUAAGCAAGUUAACAAUUACAAAACUGUUUUUGUUCAAAAUAACUAUUUCAUAAUCAUAAGCAUAGCUGGUUUUGAGAGGAUUUUGUGUGACACUGUGGAGACUAUCCAGCUUCAUCUACAUCAUUACUUUAUAUGCAGGUGCAGUAUACACUGUGUGACCUGUGAAUGUGAUGUUUCGGGGUCGACAGCUAUGAGGAAUUCCCCUUAAGGGAUGUUACCUGUCUGCUCGAUAACUCUUACUUACAAUUCUUCAAUUGCUGUGAUCUUUCUUCAGGUUUAAAUGGCUAGAUAAUACACUGAGUGUGAUCUGCCUUUAAGGAACACAGAACAAGUGAUAACAAGAAGGACUAUAAUUGGUCUUGAAGCUCACGUUUUGUGAUAACUUUACAAGUUUUCUUAUGUAAUCAAUAUGAGUGUCUUUAAUGGUGUGUGUGUGUGACCCAAAAAUAAUAUUAGGAAGGUUGAAUAUUUGUUCACGGUAUUGGUGAUGUGUCAAUGAAGUGUACAACUGUUAUACACCUACGCUCUACAGCCUCAAUUUAAAAUGAGAUGCUGAUGCUAUUUUUAGAAAAACAAACAUCUGUUGUCAUGAUUUUUUUCUAUUGUUGAACUGUGAGGGAUUUAAUUCUUAGUUGUGUGUGGAUUUACUUUUCUUAUAAAUACAUAUGAUAUGUUGAUAAAGAUCUAGUACACAUAUGCGAAAUCAAUUUGACAUUUUCUUGGUGAAGUAAUACCUAAAACAUUGACUAGCAUCACUUAUGGGGGUGAGAUGGUUAAACCUGUCUGAGGUUUAGAAUAACUGAACAGCUGGAUAGCUGGAUAUUAUACUGGAUGUAUAUUUCGCAGUUAACUUUCCUAUCAGCAAACACAUUAAUUAUGAAUCAUUGUGUUACUGGUUGUGGAUUAUACUUACAUCUAGCUUGAUCAUGAAUGAGUGUAUAGAUUGUGUAAUAUCGUGCUCAUUCUUGGAUGUACUGGACUGCCUUAUGUGAUUGUACUUCUCCGUUGUUUUGCUGGUCACGGUAUUACAUAAUAAACAAAGGCUUGUGGAAAUAAUGUGUUGUGAAACAAAAAGGAAACUUAAAGCUAGUCAUCUCUUUGUCAAAACAGUGUUAGUCAGCACAAAAACAGGAAGUUAGAGUCACUCUCGGGCGUAUUAUCCAAAAAUUGAAGUUGCUUGUUGAUAAAUAAAUCAGGAAGGAAACCUUUGUGGUUCAAAUAUAGCCAGACCAUUGAUAUAAGGGAUACACAAAUAACUGCAGCUGUAGGCCAUAUUCCGUGCAGUCGCUACCUCCAUGCAGCUUGCAAAUGGUGAGUGGUCAGUGGUCUCCUAGCAACGGAAUGGUCGACAUGGAUACGUCAGGGUCCGGAGGUGUAAAGGACCCCUUGCCUGUUGCCGACCGUACGCUUUGGCUCAAACGAGAGCAGGAGUCUCACAUGCAGAACAUGAAGCUAAAACGCCAGGUGUCGAAAGGUCGCCAUGUACCGAUGGUUUACGGGCGACUAGCGGAGGCGGAGCAAAUUGUCAUCAUGACAGACGCGCUGCAGCAGCAGCAGGAAAUGGCCGCCAUGCAGAAUAGAAUACCAACAAACUUCCGUGACGCGUCUGCGGCACCCCUACGCAAGCUGAGCGUCGACCUCAUAAAAACGUACAAACACAUCAAUGAGGUGUACUAUGCAAAGAAGAAGCGGCGUGCGGCUCCAGGUGCGCAGGGUGAUGAAAGCGGGCACAAGAAGGGCAAGGUCAACGUGCACGCGUACAACGACGGCUACGAUGACCCAAACCACGACUACAUCGUUAACCCUGGCGAGAAAUGGCUCGACAGAUAUGAGAUCGAUUCGCUAAUCGGGAAAGGCUCCUUUGGUCAGGUGGUAAAGGCUUAUGAUCAUGCAGACCAGGAACCUGUGGCCAUCAAAAUCAUCAAGAACAAGAAACCAUUCCUCAACCAGGCCCAGAUAGAAGUGAAACUUCUAGAACUCAUGAACAAACAUGAUGCAGAAAACAAAUAUUAUAUUGUGAAACUAAAGAGACAUUUUAUGUUCAGAAAUCACCUGUGCUUAGUGUUUGAACUUCUUUCCUACAACCUGUAUGACUUGUUACGGAAUACAAACUUUAGAGGCGUCUCAUUAAACUUGACUAGAAAGUUUGCCCAACAGUUGUGUACGGCAUUGUUAUUUCUGGCCACGCCAGAGUUAAAUAUAAUUCACUGUGAUUUGAAACCAGAGAACAUCCUUCUGUGCAACCCUAAGCGUAGUGCAAUUAAAAUUGUGGAUUUUGGGAGUUCGUGUCAACUUGGUCAAAGGAUAUACCAGUACAUCCAGUCUCGGUUUUACCGUUCUCCGGAGGUGUUACUUGGAAUCCCAUACGACCUCGCCAUCGACAUGUGGAGUCUGGGCUGUAUCCUCGUGGAGAUGCACACUGGAGAACCGCUCUUCGCGGGCUCAAACGAGUUUGAUCAGAUGAUGAAGAUAGUAGAGGUCCUAGGAAUGCCGCCAAAACACAUCCUGGACCAGGCCCCGAAGGCCCGCAAGUACUUUGACCAGCUCCCAGAUGGAUCAUACAUCUGCAAGAAACCCAAGGAUGGCAAAAAGUACAAGCACACGGGGACGCGGAAGCUUCAUGAUGUUAUUGGGGCAGAGACGGGAGGUCCCGGAGGACGGCGGGCCGGAGAGCCAGGCCAUACUGUUGCAGAUUACCUGAAGUUCAAGGACUUAAUCCUCCGCAUGCUAGAUUAUGACCCCAAGACCCGGAUAACGCCGUACUAUGCGCUCCAGCAUAAUUUCUUUAAGAAGACGACGGAUGAGAGUACUAAUACAUCAAACAGUACAUCAACGAGCCCGGCUAUGGAGCAGCACAACGUGGCCAGCCCCACAGUCGGCUCAUCAAGUAGCGGUCGAGCGCGAUCGGAUCCAACACACCAGCACCAGUCCCAUCUGCAUGUGCACUCCCACUCUGCACACCAGGGGAGCCUAGGAGCGCCCGUGCAGUACACCACCAUGGAGUGUGAGAGUCCCCAGGGUACUGGUACCCGUGGGCACGGCGGGCAGUCUGGGCAUGGACAACUCUACCCCCAACAGAGCUGGCCGGGAGAUGCCCGCGGAGGGAUGACAGGCUCACAUUCCCAGCAACAACAGCAGCAUCGGCACCACCGCCAGCAGUCACCUCCUUCUAGUGGGACACAUGGACAGCUUUCGUCAGCACAUGCACCGUCAGCAAGUCUCAUAAUUGCCCCUGGGUUUCAAUCAUCAGCCACUCUGCCACCACAGCCGGGAAGAUCAGUUGACAUUGUUCCUGGAGGACACACCCGGGUACACAGUAGCUCAGAUCCCCCGCAGUUGAGCCCAAUGAACAUGAUGCCAGGCUACCCGCCCGCGAAUUUUGGACAAUACCCACAGCCUCAGUGGCCUGGGAGUGCUUUUCCAUUCACCAUAGCAACUUCUGUUGAGACCCAACAAAUUCCGGGGCCUGAGAACCCCAGUAUACAGCACACACGAACUAGCACAGAGCGAGGGGACGAAUCCCCCAUGGUUGGUGUUGUAGUACAACAAAGCCCGGUUGCUAGUCAUUGACGGCAGCUAAGCCCUAGGUUUUAUGUUUGAAUUAUUGGUUGUUUGUCACUGCCAGAGACUGAGCUGGAGUCUGCCGUGCUUCUAUCCAGCAAGGCUGCUCGACAGUCAACUGCUGAUGGAAGGGGCUUCAGCAGUUAAGCUGUCUACGGAUAUGUUUCAUGCUUAUGUUGUGUUAAGCUUACAAAGUGUGCUCAUUAUUCUAGACCUGGCGGAAGCUACUGUUAGUUGCAGAGUGGGAUGUGGUUGAUUUGAUAACCUUGUGAUAAUGUGAACAGUCAGAGACAUCAUGAAUGCGGACUGACAUGAGGGGUUGUCAUACAAGCUUGAUUAGAACAUGCGUGGGAAAUAUGAGCAACUGAGUGAUUAAGAGAAGAAAGCUUCUGAAGCUUGUGGGUAGGACGAAUAUGGAGUUGUGAAAGGAAAAUGGUGACAAAACAAACACUAGUGGGUUAAGAUUGACACAGACUCGUGGUCCAGGCUCGUGUACCAAUCCCCAACAGCUGUGUGCCAAAUCUUGGCUGAUAUGUGUUGUAUAUCUAAGAGAAACGGGGUGUUAAACAUUCUUAGCUUGAGUGGAGGCUCAAGUAGUGGUCAUUGCAUCACAAAUCACUUGAUGGACAAGCAUAGGGUCGAACUUCUGUAGGUGAUAUAAUUGUAAAAUAGAAUAUAUUUGAAUCGUGUUGAGAGAAAUAGCUAUAAAAUUUGGACAGUGUGACUGUCAAUAUGUAUUUACGAAUGUUUUGGGUGCCAUGGAAUGGAGUAAUUCAUUAUCUAUUCUAAUGAACAGCCAUUGUAAUGUAUGUCCUAAGAAAUAUGUAAACCUUUUAAAUAGAUCCUUUAUUUUAAUCAUUUCUUAAAAGAGAAGUACUGGCUACAGUUACCAUGAUAAGUAAAGUAAAACAGAAUUGCGGUUACUCUGUUUGAUGUCACCCCUAGAGAUGUGCAAGGAAAAUGUAUGAAUAAUUCAAAUAUCUGCAUUUUGGACUUUUCUGAUUAUGUGCAUGUCUGAAGUAUCUGAAUAUGUUUAUGUCAGAAUUAACAGAAGAUGUGCAUGUAAGGAUUAUCCAAAUAUGUGGAUCGAAAUCAACUGUUUAAAAACACGAAUCAGUGCGGCAAAGUAUGUAUUUGUGUAAUAUGACUGAAAUUUACUCAAACUGUAGGUUUAUAUAUACUCUAGUGAUUGAAAAUGACUUUACAGGCAAUGAAAGCAUCAAGUUCAACUAAACAGUAUUGUCAUAACUUCAACAAAAACCAUACUGUAGGCGCUAUUCAUUCAUUUAGAAAGUCUAGAUUCUUGGCAUUACAGUAGGUAUAUGGUCGCUAGCAAUGAUCAUUAUUAGUAUCAAUGACUUAUAUAAGAGGCUCUCUAGUUGAAUUAAGGGCAUUCAAGGUUUUGUACUUUUAUGCAUAUAUCUUUUAUGAGUUUUACACGUGAAAUUCAUAGGGUACAUUAUACAAACUCUUACUAUUUACUAUGCAAACUUAUUUAUGAGUUACACUCUGAUUUUAGCAUAAAAAUAUUUUAUUUACUGUACUAGCAAUCAAUUUAAUGUUUUUCAGAUUUUUAAAAAAGAUCUGAUUUUAAUCUAUUUAUUUAUCUAUCUACUCGGACAAAUACUGAGAAGAUUUUUAAUUAUUAUUACAUUCUCUGCAAACUGUACAUAAACUUAAAAUGUUUCAAGAACCGCCAAAUCAAGAUGUCACUUGAUGACAAUGUUAGCUCAGAUAGGGGAAAGGGUGACGUUUUAAGUGUUUCCCAGGAUAAUAUGACAUUUUUAAUAUUACCUCUUUUCUAGUAUUUACGAGAUUAACAUUGUUAGCAAGAGUAUGCUGACGGAAUUGAACGGUCUUGUCAAUUAUUACGGUGCUUUAGUUGAUGAACAUUUAAGAUCUCAAUAUUUCGGUUAUGUAUGCUUACAAUAGAAAUGAAUAGAUUUGUUCCGGCCUUGCUUGUCUUGAAAACAGUUUCAGUUGUUAAAAGAGAUGGAUUCUAAAGUUCUGAUUUCAGUCAGGAGUCACUGAUGAUUGCCUUAAAAAGAAUAAAAUACGGAUUAUGUCAGAUUUUUAUUUUAGAAUUGAAUGUACAGAAACUUUUGUUGUGAAUAAAAUACUAUGUGAAAUCAUUGUUGCAUGUUUGAGAUGAAAGUUGGUUAUGUACAAUUGAAAUCAUGUCAUUCAGAUGUAAAUAUUGUGAUAAUCUAAUUUAAUGAAAAUCAAUGACCAUGCCAAACAAACAUUGUCACCUUGUUUCUCCAUAACUUUCCUAUAUGCAAGGGAAUAUUGUAUUAGUUUUACACAUUCAGUUGUCAAUUAAAUUUCUAAUUGUAUGUUUCGCAAAAAAUACAAUUAUAGCCUCAACAGCCAGACAGUUUAAAAGAAAUGUCAUGCAGAUUUUGGUUAAAAAUUUAUCUUCUAUUUUCCUUCCGUGUUGAUGCUUCAUAGAAUACCACAAAAUGUUAAGUACUUGAAAUGUACAAAUUAUAUGAUCACUUAAAAGUGACCAUUAUUUCAAUGAUGUUUUCACUUUUUCUUCUUAAACUGUUCUAAGGUUUUCUUAAACAUUUGCAUGUAUUAAAGUUUAACCAUGGAAGAUUCAUAUGAUGGUAAACUUUCAACUGUUAAAGACCUUUCUAUUAUUGUGAAACUGAGAGUCCGAACAGUCAUGUUUUAAAGAUAAUAAUGAUGCCAUAAUGGUCACACAAAAGCUAAUAAAUAUUCUUUAUUUUUCUAUAUCUGCAUUUUUUCACAGACUUCUUUUGUUUUCUAUACAUUCAACUCUUGCAUUCAGAACAUCCACAUGAUAUACAUGUUUUUGUUGAAAUGUGUCAGAUGACUUGUAAUUUACCAUUUCUGCUCAUUAAAAUAACAAUUCAAAUGGCAUA
Messenger RNA from Mya arenaria, 6568 nucleotides. RefSeq names its product dual specificity tyrosine-phosphorylation-regulated kinase 1A-like. The transcript has 9 exons. Lineage: Eukaryota; Metazoa; Mollusca; Bivalvia; Myida; Myidae. The record is from RefSeq and is a predicted model, not a curated record. Gene Ontology annotation, cellular component: nucleus. Gene Ontology annotation, molecular function: protein serine/threonine kinase activity; protein serine/threonine/tyrosine kinase activity; transcription coactivator activity. Bases 1425 to 3686 code for a protein of 753 amino acids. Gene Ontology annotation, biological process: protein autophosphorylation; peptidyl-serine phosphorylation; peptidyl-threonine phosphorylation.